This is a messenger RNA of Paracoccidioides lutzii Pb01, 423 nucleotides long. RefSeq lists its product as hypothetical. The record is from RefSeq and is a predicted model, not a curated record. The coding region runs from base 1 to 423 and encodes 140 amino acids. The transcript is spliced from 3 exons.
AUGAUUUCACGGCGUAGAGCCUGCGUGAAGAGCUUACCGGGAGAGCUGAGCGCCAUACUCGUGGCAGAUGAUGCCGAUCUGUGCCGCAUGGCCCGUACCCGCAGAUACUUAACGGAAUCUAUUCUUCCGCCCAGCUCUGGAGUCUGGAAUGCAAGGUUCUUGGAGAAGUAUGAUCCCCUGGCGGCAGAUAGUACUUCAGAAGACGUUAAAGUGGAAUACGGAGUGCGCAGCAUCAUGCUGGCGCAAACGCCUUCUUUCCAAAAUGGAGAAGGGGCCAAGGAGAAGCUGUGGCUAAACAUCUUGUCUACGCUUCUUGUUGGAUCCUACAAUAUCCGCUCAUACCAACAAGGUGACGAAGACACAUCAGCGCCCAGGGACUGUGCUCGGAUCAAGGGGGCUAUUAUGUGCUGUGAUCCUUUAUAG